Molecule: messenger RNA, 1760 nt
Organism: Argiope bruennichi
Lineage: Eukaryota; Metazoa; Arthropoda; Arachnida; Araneae; Araneidae
Product: speckle-type POZ protein-like
Exons: 1
Coding region: 136-1641 (501 amino acids)
Biological process (GO): regulation of proteolysis; proteasome-mediated ubiquitin-dependent protein catabolic process
Cellular component (GO): nucleus; cytoplasm
Molecular function (GO): ubiquitin protein ligase binding
Source: RefSeq, a predicted model, not a curated record
UGGCAGUAGAUAAAUAUUCUAAUGCAGCGAUACUGACUUCAAAAGGGAAAUCCCCCCCCACGCAUAUUUUAAUCAACGAUUCGUUUGGUAACAAUUUAUGAUUACUUUUGCCUUAAUUCAAAAGCAUUGUUCAAAAUGACAUGCAAAGAAAGUGAAGAAAAACAUUUCACUUUUUUAUGGAAAUUAGAAAAUAUCAGCUACUCCUUACAACAGAUAGGAGAAGUAAUAAAAAGUCCAGUAUUUCUGGUGGAUGCAAUAGAACAAACGAAGUGGAGAUUGCAUCUCUUUCCCAGGGGCGAAACAGAAGGAACCUGGCUUGGUUGUAACCUGCAUAGAGAGGCAGACAGUAAAGGUGAGGAUAAAGUAGAGAUUAAGUAUGAACUAGCUUUCAUCGCAAAAGAUGGAUCAGUUCUGAUAUCUUCUGGCGUAUUCAAAGAGGUUUUCCCAAAGGGUAAAUCUGGGUAUUUCUCUAGAUUUGUCAAGAGAGAAGAUGUUUUCGUGUUAAGAAGAUCUGAAUUUUUACCUCAAGACACUAUGACGGUUCGCUGCAGGUUCUGGAAAGUUGUUGGAGAGAUGACAGAAGACAUUCGAUGCACCUCUCGCACUCGAAUUGGAAUUGAGAGGAGAUCUUUCCUGUGGGAUGUGAAAAACUUCAGCAAACUUCAGUCAGAGAAAAAAUUCACUUACCAAAUCAAAUCAAUAGGAAAUGAGGCAUCAUUAAUGUCUGUUGAUCUUCUUUUGAUUGGAGGAUUAAAUUUUGAGGAAAUUAUCCGUUUUGAAUUGUUGCAUUUAAAUCAAACUAUAAAAUUCUCCACUUUAAGAUUGUUUCUUAUCGAUAGUUCUGGAUACAAAGUAGAAUGCAAUCGAGAAGAAAUUUGGUUUGAUGAUCCGGUUCAGUGCAAACAGUUUCGAUUCUUUUUCACAAGGAAGAAACUAUUGGAGAAAGAAAGUAUUUACCUUCCGAAUGACACAUUGUCAUUGCUUUGGGAAUGGACAUUUUCCAAGGGUAUCUUAUUCGAAGAAAUCGAGGAAGUUCAGAAUGGAUGUACUUACCCUGAAAUGAAAAUUUCUUUUGCCCAUAAUGUGAAAGAUGAGAAGACAGCCGAUUUAAAUGUUCUCGUUGAUAAUGUGAAAUCCUUGUAUGAUGAGCACUUUCUAUCCGAUGUCAACCUGAAGACAAAUACCAACGUGUUCCCUGCCCACAAGUUUAUGCUUAGUGCUUUUUCAUCUGUGUUUAAAACCAUGUUUUCGAGCGGUAUGAAGGAACAAAUCAGCAACUGCAUCAAUAUCGAAGACAUGAGCGAUGAAACGAUUCGCCGAAUGCUUUUCUUCGUCUAUACUAAACGUGUGGAAGAACUAACGUGGGAGAGUGCUUCCGAUUUAUAUGCAGCUGCAGAUAAAUAUGCCAUCUUAAGCUUAAAGGAUAUUUGCUCCUCUUACUUGAAGGACAAUCUCUCUCCAAACAACGCAUGUAAAGCCCUGUUGUUGGCUGACUUUCAUGCGGACGGCGGAUUGAAAUCUGCUGUGCAAGAUUACAUAUUGAAACAUGUUAAGGACAUUGUAAACUCUAACGAAUGGAAGAUUUUGAUGGAAACCAAUGCUAAGCUUGCUGCUGAAACCGUGUGUCUCUUCUUUAACUAAAAUUAGAAGGUAUAUGUUUUUAUUGUCCAUAUAAUUUCAGUUUCAUUGAGAUAUGUAAAAGCAAUGAGAUUGAAUAUUGUGAUAUCUAAUAUAUAUUUUUAAAUUAAAUAAAUUUAAAA